AUGCCGCGACUGCUCCACGUUUGGCUCCUCGCGCUUGCCAGCCUGCUCGCACCUUGCCCUGCAGACGAGCUGCCGCCGGUCGAGGCCAUCGAAGCGUGGGCGCAUGAGCAGGGCUUGCUGAGCCGCUCGCUGCGGCUCUCGGACAGCACCGAGACGGGAGUUGGUGUGGUUGCUGCCGCCGACAUACCCGCGGGCGCACUGCUGGUGCGAUCGCCUGCUCCGCUGUGCGUGACGGCGGCCCGGGCACGGGCAGACCCGGGUGUGGGUCCGCUGCUGCUGCGGGCUGAAGCCACUGGCCCGGCGGUCGACGACAACGUCGCGAUGGCCGCCUUCUUGAUGCGUGCAGUGGAUGUGCCGCCGCCAGAGCUUGCGCCGUGGAUCCGCGCGCUACCCGCCUCGUUCGACCUGCCUCUCACCUGGUCCGAGCCAGAGCUGCUGCAGCUGCAGGCCUCGCCCGCCAGGCUGAGAGCUGAGGCGCUGCGGCGCUGGUCGAGGGCCGAGUACGCGAGGAUCUUUGGUGCGUGGAGUGAGCCGCUGGACUUCGAGGGCAGCCUUUCGCGCUGGACGUGGGCGCUGUCCGCGGUCUGGUCUCGCUCCUUCAUGCUCGGCGCGGUCGAGGGGAGCUGGCGAGUCCUCGCGCCAGUCGCAGACCUCCUCAACCACGCCUCGCACGUUGAGGGAGCGGGCGAGGCGGAGCAGGGGUCGGAGCAGGGGCUGGAGCUGGGCCGGUCCACGCCACCCGCCGCGAAGAUGGAGCUGCACGCGCGGGGCGACUCGCCGCGGCACUGGCACUCGGCGGCGGGGGCGGCGGGGGCAGGGGGCGAGUCUUACGAGUCGCUGCCUCUGUCGGACGAGGCCUUGACUCUGGUGGCGACGAGGGAGGUGUCUGCGGGCGAGGAGGUGCAUAUCCUCCUUCUUCAGCUCCGAGAUGAGCGAGAUCGAGCCGAGAUUGAGCCGAGAUGA
Emiliania huxleyi CCMP1516 is the source of this 963-nucleotide messenger RNA. RefSeq lists its product as hypothetical. Lineage: Eukaryota; Haptophyta; Isochrysidales; Noelaerhabdaceae. Gene Ontology annotation, molecular function: protein-lysine N-methyltransferase activity. Gene Ontology annotation, biological process: peptidyl-lysine monomethylation. The transcript has a single exon. The record is from RefSeq and is a predicted model, not a curated record. Bases 1 to 963 code for a protein of 320 amino acids.